CUAAUUUUUUUUUUAAACGAGCAACACAGAUCGGCGUGGGUUCGAUGAAUAUUUUGUUAGCGUGGGUAGAUUGUUAAUUAUUUACACGGAAUUAUAUCAAAAAGUGCUCCAGUACGGGUCGUUACAACAAACAUAUAAACUGCAGUAUGGUAAUCGGCCUGUUGAAACUUCAAGACAAAAAUUGACAAAAGCACCGGACUCCAACAUGUCGCAACAGUAUAGUCUACGGUGGAAUAACCACCAGCCGAACUUUAUAUCUAUGUUCACGACCCUAUUGAACACACAAACUCUCGUGGACGUAACUCUCUCGGCUGAUGGAAAGCAACUGCUCGCGCAUAAAGUUGUUUUAUCUGCGUGCAGUACUUAUUUCCAAUCUCUGUUCGUUGACAAUCCGUCGCCACAUCCGAUAGUCAUCCUGAAGGAUGUGACGUAUGCCGACCUGCGCACGAUGGUCGACUUUAUGUACUGUGGGGAGGUGAAUGUGACCGAGGAACAGUUGCCCAAGGUCCUGGAUACUGCCAAGCUUUUAAAAAUAAAGGGUUUGACGGAGAUGCCAGACUCCACGUCACUAACACGAUCCCAAGGCACUUCGGCAGAGUUCCAGAACCAGGGCGACUCCAUGGACUCACAGAGACAAUCGCCAGCUGCCUCUCCUUCCAACAAGCGCAGACGGCGAAGGAAAAGUUCGAGUGGUUCUACAUCACUGAACGUGGUGGAAAACGAGCAAGGCCGCGCUGACGUCGCCGCUCAGACGGUGGAUGCGAUCACGUUAAGCAGCGUGCCACAACAACAACGGCGCAUGCGCGAAUACCAUGAAAUUAGAACCAUCGACAAUUCGCAACAGGUAGAUGACACCACGGAACAGGACCUCAACGUUGAGCAGAUUGGACUAGAGAACACCCCCACAGCGAUACCACAAGCGACAGUGAUUGGGCUGACAGGAUCUUACUCGCCAGUGGUGCCACCUGGAGGCCAAUGGACUAUGAUGGAGCAUUCGUAUCCGCGGUACACGAACGCGUGCUUAGGAGCUGGCGCGUUGCAGCAGGACCCCGGCAUGUACAUCAAUAAUGUGAUCAACCCGCACAUGGACGGCGACAUCAACUACGGCCAGAGCCUCGGCGUGGCCGGCCCCUCGCCCGGACCCUCCUGCGUUGACGUGCAAGCCGCACAGGAACCCAAUCCUACGCCCACCCCCAAGCGACGACGAACUACCAACCCCCAAUCUGAAGAGAACUUCCAGAGGGCUUUAGAGGCUGUGCGUUUCGGAGGAAUAGGAUUCUGUAAGGCGGCUCGUAUGUUCGGCGUUAACAAUAGGACCUUAUGGCUCGAGUAUAAGAAAAAAGGAUACCCGAAUAACAGGCCAAGUAUUAAAAGCAGGAUCAAGCGUGAGCAUACAACGCCACCGCCCGAGCAUAAAGAGGAGCAACAACUACCGGAGCAACAGAUGGCACUGGUGUGCCCGCAACAUCAGGUGCCGCCUGGAUUCAUCGAGUCCAACGCCGCGCACGGGUUUCCAUUGCAGGGCGUGGCUCACAACUCGCCUCUCAACAUUCUGGGAGUGAACUUCAACUCAAUGCAAUAGAACGCGGCCUGCGGCGUGUCAGCGGACGAGUCGUACUCGUUGUGACACGAGUGGCAAGGCGCAGACUACGGGCACCACCAGCCCUACAUGGCGCCUUCGCCCCCGCAUGCCGCCUUCGCGCCGCCGCGCUAUGAGCACUUGUACAUGCAUCUCGCGUUGUAAAUAUUAGUCCGAACACGUAACGUACUUACUAUCGGUUUGGCUGUGGGCUUACAAGUCUUUACUUACAGUUCAUACUUCAUAUACCUUGCGAAAUUGAAACAGUUGCAUCGAGUAAAUACUGCUGCAUAUAUUGGAAUGUCUAACUGACUUACAGAAUGGCCUGGUACAUUUGUAAGUUAACAGUAUUGUGACUGAGGUGUGUCGUAGUAUUAAUUGGCAAUAAAAUAAAAGCAAUGUUUUUUAUUUUCGAAUGGAUAUAUACACAUUUUUUUGGUGUAAUGACGACACACGCUCAAAUUCGACAUGGUUUGAUGGAUCAUAAAUAACUGCAUGAAACUAUUAUAACGAAAAAAUAAAUCAUAUUUUAUACAAUAACUGUUGUGCCCCGAAACUUAGUAAUAAAUAGUACUCCAUCUUACUAUAUAAAUUAAUGAAUUGAUGCAUCACACGUUCUUCAUGGCCCUUAUAAGGUGAGCGCCACAGCCGUAGAAUUGCCAUGGAAAAAAAAUUAUAUCUUGUAGAUCUCAAUAGGACCGUAAGUUAUAAACUGUUCGGUAAACCAGUGUUUUUUACAAUUAAUAUAGUGCACAACCGUAGUGUUAUGUGUAGUCGUCGGAUCGAAUGUGAUAGCGAAUUUAUUGUUAUGUAACUCCCGCUUUGGUUGCAACACUGGAGACACAGUUUCAAUAAGUUCGUCAUUAUUCUUGCAAUAAUAUUAAUAAUGAUAACCUACGGUACUUUGAAUUAGUUGGCGUAACGGUACGGGUGUGUAUCGAUGUAUUAGUUCAUAUCAAAACAUAUUUUUGCAGCUAGUUGUGUGGAUAUGACGGUGAUUCGACUAGUUUUAAUUAAGUAAAUUGACGCGUACUAAGCAAGCGCACCACUGUUAGUGUAGUGUUAGUAGGUAUCGAUACUCGCCAAGCGUAGCCAAGUGCCACGGUAACGUUGUAGUUGCUCGAGAUGGGUCGUCGUGGGUGUGAUGUAUACCAGUGAGCAAGUUCAAUGCCCUCGCGUCUCACUACUUGUUUAACAGUUGUAUUUUUACAUUCAAAGCUGAUAAUUUUAUAAACUAUUUUUACACUAUAAUUGUUAUACCGUAAUGUGAAUAGUUUGAACACUGGGCUGCUAUUUUGACUAACAAGUUCGUGGGACAUCGAGCGGCACGCAAAGAUUUAGUUCGUAAGUUCUGAGUGGCAGGUUUAUUCAUAACUACCUCUAUUUAUAAGUAUUUUUAUGAUAGUCUGGGUGAUUUUGUUCAAUAGCGUUUCAAGGAGGACAAUCGAUAAAACAUGAUCAGUUGAGAACAUGAUCGGGAAAUGUAUUAUACCGUUAAAAACAUCCUGUAAACAUACUCUCGAAAAACAUAACCCUCCUCCUGGCGCAGUCGUGUAAAAAAGCCCGAGUCUCGCCCCUAAUCAGUUUUUAUACUGUAAAAAAUUGUGAGAUCUAUGUAAUACGAAGUUGGUUAUUUUAUAUAGUCCGUACUUAAGAGUGCUUCUGUAUUUGGUUAUUAUGUAAAUUGUUAUCAUAUUAAUAUUACAUUUAUUAUACGUUUUAAAUAAAAUAGAUCGACUUGGCCAUCCGACUUAAUCAUGCAAUAUACCAUCAUAAUUCGUAAUCAUGAAAUAAACAAUAUAAUACAAGAAAUGUCAACCAAAGUAGGUAUACUUGUUUUCCAUGCGAUGGUCAAGUCAAUCUAUUUUAUUUAAAGCGUAAAUUUUUUUGAUAUGAUAACAAUUUACAUAAAGACUUACAAUAUAAGGUCCCUUAAGUAGGGACUAAAUAAAAUAACCGACUUGGUAUUAUUGUCACAACAUUUUAUAAUAGAAAAACUGAUGAGGGGCGAGACUUGGGCUUUUUUACAGGAUGUUUUUGAUGGUAUUUCACUUCUUUUUGUAGAUGAAAUUAAUCAAAUCAAAUCACUUUAAUGCAUCCAUAAUGUACAGUGAACAAUAAAAUGUAACUGCAUCAAUAACUUUGUAAUCCCAUACAUUUAUAUGGGUUUACAAAGUUAUUGUUGCAGUUGAUUUAUCUGAAAAACGGGACCGAAUUUACAAAAUAUUCGAUUUUUCCCUUGAUGUAGGUACUAAACACUAAGUGUAUUCCAAUUUUAAAGCUUCUAUGUCUGUUACAAAUGUCUUAAACUUUUGACAGUCAGUCAGUGACAAAGUUUCGAAUAAAACUGGCAAGUUCUUAAACUAAUGGUUAAAAUUUAAAUAUAUGAUGUUUUUACAAUGCCUACUUUGUAUUUAAAAAUCAGGCUUCUUGUUUUAUCCACAACGAAGUUAUAGGCGGUUAACAUUGGCUUUAAUGGCUUCGAGAAAAGGAUGAUACGGCCGUGCCGCUUUUUUUGCUCGACUUGCGUGCAAGAGAAACUGCACACGUCUUCAAUAAAUAAAAAGCGUGAUCUUUACAAAUACUAUUUAAUUAAAAUAUGCAAUUUCGAGGAUACCUAAAAGAGCUAUCACAUCUAUAACUAUUACACUUCCCAAAAUAGUGUCUGAAAGACAUAGUGACAGUCUUGUUAAAAGAUCUCGAUAUUACCUUUUUUGGUAUCACUAAAGUUGUUGGAAAACACAUCGGCUAAAGAUGUUGUCGUCUCAUUGUAGUAGCAUGCAAGCAACGUGAGUCAUGUAUUGAACCAUGUAAUAAGAAUUCAUAAAACACACAUAAUAUUAUAGUAGUCACCUAAAUCAAAGUACCUAUAGUGUAAUUUUCAUAUUAUUUUGAAAGCGUGGUGGUGUGUCGGCAAAUAUUAAAGAAAUAUCUGUUACGUGUGGCUUGGCCGUGGCGAGUCAUAGGGAGGGUGAAGUUCUCAGUAGGGUUGUGUUCGCAUGUGCUCCGUAGAUAGGUCACUCGUAUUACACGAAAUACAUAAUUACAUAUAUAUAGCCACUAGGCCAAACGUAAUCACUUGAUUGAUGAUCAAAGUUUCUAGUGUAGCUGUAAGUUUUUACAAUUUUCGCUGUAAUCCUUUAAUGUUAUGAUUUGCUACCUCACGCGUACACAACAGUAGUGUGCAGGUACAAUAAUAAUAGAUCAAGAACCCAAAAUAUACAUUUUAUACGUACUUCUCGUGCAAGUAUGCACAUCCAACUAUUUAUUAUAAUGAAUAUUCCAGGAGAAUUUAUUAUUCUUUUUUAUUUGUUUAUUUAUCAGGUUUCUUAAGAUAAAGAAACACACCGCCACUUCGGUUGUAUAACAUUAUACGAAUUUUGAUGAAACACCAAUUUUAUAUAAUGGAUUUUGUUUAAUUUAUACAAUUAUUAAUAUGGAAUUAUGAUUAUAUUUUUAAUAAAAAAUAGUAACCAGUGAUAUGAGAUGCCAGUAGUAAUAGUAAUACAUGAAAACGUUCAUAACUUUUUUGUAUUUACGUUGGACUGAUAAAAUUGCACAUAUCUUUUGUACGUGAUGUUUGCGUUACAUGUAGCGUGGGUGUGACGCGCCGAGGUACGCCUGGUGCGGCAGCUCGUCUUGCAUGAACAGGAACAAUAUUACCAGAGAUCUCUAUCGUGUAAAAUAGUUAGGUAUUAGAUCAUUAUGCAUUUAUAGUGUAAGUUACUGUUACUAGUUAGGCAUAAGCGGUGCCAGUGACGUAACUUGUAGGUUGUCUCGCGUGCGGAAAUUGUCGCUUAUUUUAUCAUUGUUGUACGAUUUGUUCAUGUUCUUAUUGAUAUACUUAUUGAUACUUAGGUACUGUGACUGUGCCUACUCCUCAUUACUGUAGUAUUAAGGCUAACGUCACGUUACCAUAUACAUAUUGAAUGUGAUUUUAUUAUGAUCUUUUAAGAAUUCUCAAUAGUAACAUUUAGUUUGAUUGAGCCUGAUAUACAGUAAUUAGUUGAUUAUAUGAUUUAAUGAAAUGACCAUAUGAAUCCUGCCCAAUGAAGGAGACGCCCAAUAAAGAAAGAUGAUACUGGCUUGCAGCCGUCUCACAUUUUCAUAAUUGGUAGAUUUUAUAUUAUUUUGUAAUUUUGUGCUCGCAUACAUGUUACUAUACUACUGUUGUACUAACGCUUUGCUCAAUUUGAUUGGUUUACUGUUUACUAUGUAGCAGUUAGCUGCCGCGUUGCUUGUGACGACAGACCGCACGCGAGUACAAUUCGUGAUCUUGUUACUAACGUCAUUUAGAAGUAUUACUUUUUUUUUAUAUAAAUUAGGGAGUAUUAUAUUUUUAUAUUCGCCUAGAUUUACAACGAUAAUAACCAGUUUCGGCGUUUGCGAUCUCUGUUUUUGUAAUAAUUUUGACUGAUUUUUAAAAUAAUUUAGAAUUUUUUUCGUUUAGGCUGGCAACAUAGCUGCUUCGUUUCAGAGGUCAUUCAAAUUGUAAAUAUAAUAUGUAUAUAAUUGAAUAUGUAUCCCUGAAUGUUGCUCUGAAUAUCCCGAAAGACUGCUCAGAAAUGGAAUAGUAAACUCUAUAAUCUGGAAUUAGGGCUUUCGUAAUAAGUAUAUAUGCAAACAGUAUUCGAUAUGCAGUUUUAGGUGAUUAUACAUUAAAUAUAAACCGCCAUAUAUUUCUAAUCUUUUUAGGGAGCAAAGGCUUCUCAGCAUUGAUCACUAGGUAACUGAUUCCAUGUUAAGAAAUGGAUCAAGUUAUGUUGUGUGUAAGUGUUGGAGUAUCGGUGUAUUGUUGUUUACUGUUUUUCUCUUUGUUUAGUGUUCAGAUUAUAGAGAAGGAACUGCUCUCGCAUUUAUUUUGAAUUUCUCUGUUUUAUUAAUUAAGUGCCAUUCAAGGUGAUUUUAAAGUAUUAUGUUGGUCAACAAGUAAUUGGCCGCGAAAUAUGUGUUACCAGAAGACAAAAAGGUUUCAGUUACAAACCUCGUGUGUGGGUGGUGGUAGACGCUCAUUAAGUAUUAUUUUUUAGGUUAAUAAAUAUACCACCAUUCUUUUGUUAUUUAUAAAAGUAGGUACUCAAAUGAAAAGAUAUUAAAACAAUGAAUCAAUGUUAUUUAAUUUACAUUUGACAUCAUUUGUGAAGAUAGCUUUAACAUGAACUAAAUUAGUACCGUACGGUAAUAAAAAUGCAGCUUUUUUGAAACUUCUCAUUAGGUACAAUGACGUAAUUUUAUUCUUCGUAUACCAUUUACAAUGAUUUUACAUCACAAAAUGUAAUAUAUCAAUAUUCAUUUGUUUAGUUUGAAACGAAUAAGUAUUUUAGAUCUUAUUUUCUCUUUAGCGUCUGUCUACACCCACAUAUGAGACAGUGAUUUUUAUAUGUACCAGUGUUUUUCGAAAUAGUAAUUAUAAUCAGUAAUAUUAAAAUGUAUAUUACUAUAUUAAAUGAUUGUGGAUCGUAGAAAAGUCGACAGUCGUGGACAUGACGCCACAAUACUAAAAUAGCAAUUAAUACGUUUGUAGUAACAAUGUUGCAAAUAUUCUCAAUAUAUUUCGUAUGUAACUCGAUGCCUUAUAAGCAAUAUUUUUGUAAUAAUAAUAAAUCCGACCCAGAAGCUGAGCUAAAAAUAAAUAAUAGAAGUAAUCGAAGGCAAUGUUCACGAUUGUCGAAAGAAUGAGGUUGUUCAUAUACCUACUGGCAAAAUUUGUGAAUUUUGUGCUUAGCACUAAUAAUAACUGUUCUAUACCAAAAUAGAUAAUAAACAAUUUUGAUUAUUUUGUA
Spodoptera frugiperda (fall armyworm) is the source of this 7362-nucleotide messenger RNA. RefSeq names its product longitudinals lacking protein, isoforms H/M/V. Lineage: Eukaryota; Metazoa; Arthropoda; Insecta; Lepidoptera; Noctuidae. Gene Ontology annotation, cellular component: nucleus. Bases 206 to 1582 code for a protein of 458 amino acids. The record is from RefSeq and is a predicted model, not a curated record. Gene Ontology annotation, biological process: regulation of transcription by RNA polymerase II. Gene Ontology annotation, molecular function: DNA binding; protein binding. The transcript has 9 exons.